Molecule: messenger RNA, 1311 nt
Organism: Pan troglodytes (chimpanzee)
Lineage: Eukaryota; Metazoa; Chordata; Mammalia; Primates; Hominidae
Gene: C5AR2
Product: complement C5a receptor 2
Exons: 2
Coding region: 191-1204 (337 amino acids)
Biological process (GO): positive regulation of cytosolic calcium ion concentration; inflammatory response; phospholipase C-activating G protein-coupled receptor signaling pathway
Cellular component (GO): plasma membrane
Molecular function (GO): G protein-coupled receptor activity; complement component C5a receptor activity
Source: RefSeq, a predicted model, not a curated record
GGCAGUGCUCAGCAGCAUCCGACAGGAGCCCUGGCAAACAGGACGGAUUUCCAGGACUCUACCAGCUGCCAGACACGGCAGGGAGAGACCCCAGACCUCCUGGGUCCUGGCUGUGGGCCCGGAUUGGGCUCCCAAGUGGCGUUUGACUCACGUGGGGACACUCUUGGAAGAGACGACACCAGGAGCCUGAAUGGGGAAUGAUUCUGUCAGCUACGAGUAUGGGGAUUACAGCGACCUCUCGGACCGCCCUGUGGACUGCCUGGAUGACGCCUGCCUGGCCAUCGACCCGCUGCGCGUGGCCCCGCUCCCACUGUAUGCCGCCAUCUUCCUGGUGGGGGUGCCGGGCAAUGCCAUGGUGGCCUGGGUGGCUGGGAAGGUGGCCCGCCGGAGGGUGGGUGCCACCUGGUUGCUCCACCUGGCCGUGGCGGAUUUGCUGUGCUGUUUGUCUCUGCCCAUCCUGGCAGUGCCCAUUGCCCGUGGAGGCCACUGGCCGUAUGGUGCAGUGGGCUGUCGGGCGCUGCCCUCUAUCAUCCUGCUGACCAUGUAUGCCAGCAUCCUGCUCCUGGCAGCUCUCAGUGCCGACCUCUGCUGCCUGGCUCUCGGGCCUGCCUGGUGGUCUACGGUUCAGCGGGCGUGCGGGGUGCAGGUGGCCUGUGGGGCAGCCUGGACACUGGCCUUGCUGCUCACCGUGCCCUCCACCAUCUACCGCCGGCUGCACCAGGAGCACUUCCCAGCCCGGCUGCAGUGUGUGGUGGACUACGGCGGCUCCUCCAGCACCGAGAAUGCAGUGACUGCCGUCCGGUUUCUUUUUGGCUUCCUGGGGCCCCUGGUGGCCGUGGCCAGCUGCCACAGCGCCCUCCUGUGCCGGGCAGCCCGACGCUGCUGGCCGCUGGGCACAGCCAUUGUGGUGGGGUUUUUUGUCUGCUGGGCACCCUACCACCUGCUGGGGCUGGUACUCACUGUGGCGGCCCCGAACUCCGCACUCCUGGCCAGGGCCCUGCGGGCUGAACCCCUCAUCGUGGGCCUUGCCCUCGCUCACAGCUGCCUCAAUCCCAUGCUCUUCCUGUAUUUUGGGAGGGCUCAACUCCGCCGGUCACUGCCAGCUGCCUGUCACUGGGCCCUGAGGGAGUCCCAGGGCCGGGAUGAAAGUGUGGACAGCAAGAAAUCCACCAGCCAUGACCUGGUCUCGGAGAUGGAGGUGUAGGCUGGAGAGACACUGUGGGUGUGUAUCUUCUUAUCUCAUUUCACAAGACUGGCUUCAGGCAUAGCUGGAUCCAGGAGCUCAAUGAUGUCUUCAUUUUAUUCCUUCCU